GGAUCCCCCCGAGCGGCAGGCUGCCAUCUUAAGUUUUUUAUGAGUUGAACGAUACUGAAUAAUAAAUACUCUAAGUAUCUAUUCGAGUAAAUUAUGUGUGAAGAGGAAGUUGUAGCUCUUGUCGUAGACAAUGGUUCCGGAAUAUGUAAAGCUGGAUUCGCGGGUGAUGAUGCUCCCCGAGCUGUUUUUCCUUCAAUAGUUGGACGACCACGUCAUCAGGGAAUAAUGGUUGGUAUGGGUCAAAAAGAUAGCUAUGUUGGUGACGAAGCUCAGAGUAAAAGAGGAAUUUUGACUUUAAAAUAUCCCAUCGAGCAUGGAAUAGUAAACAAUUGGGACGAUAUGGAAAAAAUAUGGCAUCAUACAUUUUACAACGAAUUAAGAGUUGCACCGGAAGAACAUCCAGUCCUUUUAACAGAAGCACCUUUAAAUCCCAAGGCAAACAGAGAAAAAAUGACUCAAAUAAUGUUUGAAACAUUCAAUACACCUGCCAUGUAUGUUGCAAUUCAAGCAGUUUUAUCGCUUUAUUCUUCUGGAAGAACAACUGGUAUAGUUAUGGAUUCUGGUGAUGGAGUAUCUCAUACUGUUCCUAUAUAUGAAGGCUAUGCCUUGCCUCAUGCAAUAAUUCGAUUAGAUUUAGCCGGACGAGAUCUAACUGAUUAUUUAAUGAAAAUUUUAACAGAACGUGGCUAUUCUUUUACAACAACUGCAGAGAGAGAAAUCGUGCGAGAUGUUAAAGAGAAGCUUUGCUACGUUGCUUUGGAUUUUGAACAAGAGAUGGCAAAUUCUGCCAUAUCAUCAACUAUUGAAAAAUCUUAUGAAUUACCAGAUGGCCAAGUGAUAACAAUUGGAAAUGAAAGGUUCCGUUGUCCCGAAACACUUUUUAAACCGUCUUUUGUCGGCAUGGAAAGUUCUGGAAUACACGAAACAACUUAUUUCUCCAUUAUGAAAUGUGAUGUUGAUAUUCGUAAAGAUUUGUACGCUAACACUGUAUUAUCCGGAGGCACUACAAUGUAUCCAGGUAUUGCCGAUCGUAUCCAGAAAGAAAUAACAGCUCUGGCACCUACAACCAUGAAAAUUAAAGUAAUUGCUCCACCGGAAAGAAAAUAUUCGGUGUGGAUUGGUGGUUCGAUUUUAUCUUCUCUGUCAACUUUUCAGCAAAUGUGGAUAUCGAAACAGGAAUAUGAUGAAUUAGGACCAUGCAUUGUGCAUCGCAAAUGUUUUUAAGUUAACAUUAGGUAUCAUGUUUCAUUUUCUUAUAAUGUUUUUUUCUGUCCAUUUCUUUCAUAUUCAGAUAACAAAGAUACACACUGAUACACUUGCGUUUUAUUUAAUUGAAAUUACGAUUUUUUUUACUUGUUUAAUGUUGUUGUUGACUAUUCAAAGUAAAAUUUAUUUGAUUUAAAUGUUCAGUUUUUGAGUAAAU
Molecule: messenger RNA, 1423 nt
Organism: Centruroides sculpturatus (bark scorpion)
Lineage: Eukaryota; Metazoa; Arthropoda; Arachnida; Scorpiones; Buthidae
Product: actin, cytoplasmic A3a-like
Exons: 5
Coding region: 94-1224 (376 amino acids)
Source: RefSeq, a predicted model, not a curated record